Messenger RNA from Oxyura jamaicensis (ruddy duck), 5784 nucleotides. It is a transcript of the gene TEDC2, whose product is annotated as tubulin epsilon and delta complex 2. Lineage: Eukaryota; Metazoa; Chordata; Aves; Anseriformes; Anatidae. Bases 1 to 1587 code for a protein of 528 amino acids. The record is from RefSeq and is a predicted model, not a curated record. The transcript has 11 exons.
AUGCAGGAGCUGGUGACAUCAGAUCACGCCUCCUGUGACUUUCCGACAGCUCCCGGCGGCGGGGGCCCGGAGGAGGGAGGCGGGCCGGAGGCGUGCGGCACUGCCGGUCUGUGCUCAUUGUGCCCCCCGCGCAGGGACAGCCAGGACGACGAACAGGCGAAGCCAGAGGCCAGCUCCGGGGAUGGAUGUGAGAGCAGGCCUUCACCAAAGGAGCUGGAAGAGCUGGAGCUGCUGAACAGGGCCUUAGAGAGGGCACUGAGAGUCCGGAAAAGCAUCUCAAAAACUCCGUUAGAGAUCCAAGCAGCUCCAGCAGAGAAACCUGCAGAUGAAGGACCUGCUUUCGAGAGUGCUCAAGAACAGCAAGUGCCUGUGUCUGUCGGAGAUGUUCCUGUGACCGGGGAGGUGAGGGCUGUAAGCAAAAAGCCUGCCUCUUUGAAGAAGCCCUCUCCAUACCAGCUAAGAGCACCUUACAGGACUGACCCAGAUGUGAAAAAAACACAAAGGAGAGCCCCAGCCAGAUGUGUUUCUCAGGGUCCCAGGACAGCUGGGAAGAGCUCUUCAAAAGGGGUGGCUUCCAAACAAGGAAGGAGUCAUAGGCCAGCCAACAGUGCCAGUGGCCAACAGGUCUGUGCUGCGACUGAACUCCAAAAGGCACCUGGUUCAUCCAGGUCUGCCCUCAGGGAGCAGCAAAGCUUCUCCAUAAGGAAUUCAGGUGGGGAAAGGAACUUGGUAGCUGCUGACAGGCAGCUAAUUGAUGCAGGGAAGAAAAGCUGUGGUUCCUGUGGAGGUUCCAGCAGAAAGGAGAACCCAACAACUGAAAGCAUCUCGGGAGGGAGCACCUCACCUCGGACAGUCACCGUCCAGCAGCAGGGAUGCCAGCUGCAGCUACCGCAUCCCUACCGGAAAGCCUAUUCCAGGAACUGCAGGGCAUGGGAGAGAAGUCGUCUCUGCCAAACAAGUGCAGAUGCAGCAGCUGCAAGGAAGCGUUUUACAGACAGGAUCCAGACUACUUUUGAGUUCUGUCCACCGAUGCCAGCACUCAGUCCUGCAGAGAUAGAGGAGGAAUUAAAGGUCCUCCAGGAUGUCCCAUCGCUUCUGAGCCAGUAUGUGGAAGCUGAGCCUGCAGACCAUCCCACUCUGCAAAGAGAGUAUGAAAGCCUUCUAACCUUGGAGGGUUUGCAAACCACAGUCUCCCAGUGCUUGCACAAGCUGCAGCUUCUGCAAGCAGCUGUGGAGUCCCAGAUGAGGCUGCACCCAGACUGCACUGGGGAUGUAGGAAGCUGCUGUCCCGCCUGUGUUCCUGCCAGGGGUCGGGCAUGUGGCACUGCAGGCACGCUGGCUGUGCCUCUCCUCUGGUACUCCAGUUUCCAGGAGCUGAGGGACCUGUUUGCCUUGAAGCUGCGCGUGUCAAUGCUGCACCAGGAAAUUGCCUUACAAAAGCUCACAAUGACAGAACUCCUGCCUGUCCUGGAGUCCGAGGCAUACCCAGAGGCCUCUGCAGCUCAGCUGUAUCGGGCGAUGUACACACAGCUCUGCGAAGGCGGCAAGCGGUUCCCUGUGCUGGUGAGAGAUGAGCUGGCAGACUGAUCUGGUGAGAACCUCCUACCAGCCAUUCACAUAACCAGAGAGAGUUUUAAGCAAUAAAUCUUUACCAAUAACUUUGUUUUUUUUUUUUUUACUCUACUUGUUUGUCCAACUAAAGGAAACUAAAUUCCUGGCUUUUGGCUUUUUCUUUGUAUAUGAGAUUUACAACCUGCUAAUUCUGAGGCUCUCUGAAGCUUCAGAAGCCUUCAGUGUUUCCAUGGGUAUGGUGCUGGCUUUUCUUCAAAGUCUUCCAAGGUCUGUCUGUCCAGCCAGCUCUGGAUUCUUGACCUCCUUGGCCGUGACACUGCCCUUGUAUUCAGACUGUAGCUAUCCCUAAGACAUAAUUCACGCUGAUCGCAGUAUACUGGGGGCACAGCUUUCCAGUGUCAGAAAAUCCAGAGAACCUGAGCUUCUGCUUCCCUAUUACCGUGUUCACAAGUUGGUAUAUAACCAGCAUUGUAGUUGCAUGCAGUAGUGCCUCUUCAGGAACUCGUCUGGUUUCCAGACAGCCAACUGCUCCGAGCUGGGCCGGCACCUGCACCGCUCUGCAGCUGCAGCAGUCCUUUCCUGGUAGCCUGCCAGCCACGUUGCUGCUCAGAGCAGGGGCCUCUUCAGGCAGUUUCAUGACUCGCCGGGCUCUUUUGUAACGACUUGCACUAGCCUACAACUGAAAUACUUUUGCUGGACCACCUUAGGUGGUGAUCGUGCCUGAGGCAGCAGUCUGAGCAGGGCUGGGCUGUCUGCACUCGGGAGAUGUCAGGGAAAUCCAGCUGCAGCAGUGGAGAGCUGACAAAGCAGCCCGGUAGAUGGCACUCAGCCCUUUGCAUUGCUGCUGAACCUGUGCCGGUGGCUGGUGGAUUCGUUUCCCAGAGUGACUUGUGCAAUGUCCUGCCCAGCUAUAUAAAUACAGGUACUCGAGCAAUUCUGACCUUAUCACCACGGGAAAACUCCGGCUUUGGUUCUUCAUGCAUCUUAGGUCUUCACUUGUGGGCCCUACAUCCCCUGGCAUUGCCGUGUAGCAAUUUAAGCAAUGCUUUGGAGUUGUAUGGAAUACUUCUGUGUUGUUAAGUCCAUUUAGAGAAGGGCCACUACAGAAUUUUAAUUCUUGUUAAUUUGACUUGCACUGUGUCAUGUUGCUGGACUGAGCUGUUUGUUUGGAGUGAUUUGGCUCCUAGCAAUGCUGACGCUGGUCAUUAUUUUUUCAUGGCAGGAGAUAAGGCUGUCUCUUCCAAAUAUUUGGCGUGUUCCCAAUUCACUGAAAAUUACCCAAAUAUAUGAAAAUCAGCAUCUCUUGCACUUUUAUUUUUUAUCAGAUUGCAUUUGUUUGUUCAUAUGUAGGAUUUCAUUUCCCAUGGAGUCGGCCGUUAGGGCAGCUCUGGCAUGUGCAACAGAAGCACGCAGCAGCUACCCAGGGAUGUUUGCUUUUGAGCCUGGAUGUAUUUUAUCUGAAGGGUUGGCUUUUCUUUUUCUGCAUGCAUAUGUGGAAGCGUAUGCGUGAACAGACAGACGGAUGUAGGACGGAGCUGCUGUAAGGGACAGAUGUAUACGACCUCUUGUUUUUGUUGAAAAGGUUGGGAAAAUGCUGGUUUAGCGUGGUUGUGUAGGUGGUAGAGGGAUGGAAGGCUUGUCCCACAUUUUUCUUCCCCCAGACCCAAACCAGCUUUCUCUGUGUGACUAGGCAUCUGCCCCUUCAGGAUACCUGAAGGUGGCUGUGUGUGACGGCAUGGGAAUUCAUCAGGAAUCGGGGGUGAAGGAAGAAUCUAGAGGCUCUUCACCAUCAGAUCAGUGAGACCUGCCACCAGGCAUACCAGCACGGGUGAGGAGCUGCUCAGAGCAGUCUGAUGUAAAUUGGCAGCCACAGCAGGGACUGUACAGGUGUGAAAGGAGUGUGAAAAAGAGACCAAGCCCACAGGAACGUGCUCUCAUGGGCAGGGGUUGCUUCAAGCUCAAAGGAAAGCUGAAAAUGUAGGAGCGGUUGCAGAAGAGUCACCAAGAUGUUGACUGGCAGGUAGCUGGGUUGUUCUGUGCUGCUGGAUGCAGCGUGGUUUCGUUAUGCUUCCUACACUGUUUGAAAGGCAUUUUAUAAUUUUGCCAAUUUUCAUAAAUAUGUAAGACUUUAAAUCAUCUGAAUGACUCACUUCUUCAAAUGAAUCUUGUGCGAUAGCAGAUAAGAAGAUAGAAUAGCAGCUUAACUCUGAGCUUGGGGGGGUGUUGUUUUUGUUAGAAAAUGUGCCAUUGUUACAGGAGAAAGUGAUGUUGGUUCAAAUUGAGAUGAAGAUAAAAGACAGAAGAUUAUAUUUGUGAUGGCAGGAAAUAGUAUUACCAGAAAUGCAAGAAAUACAGUGUUUUGUGAAACUAAUCGGUGAUUCCAGUGUUGUGCAGACUUGAGGUGAGCCAAAGCACGGCAAGGGUCAGGAAGUAUGAGCAGAUCUUAUUCCUGCCUGGUCCGUUACAGUAGAGCCUUACGAAGUUUUUAGCUUUCACUGCUAAAGGACACGAAGCCGAAUUGUGGGUAGAGGUGGUUUUGUUGGUGGUGGUUGGUUUGUUUUCUCAUUUCUUUACAGACCCUGCGAUAUUAAAACCCUUCCAACGGCUCCAGUUUCUUUUCUACCAGCUUCCUCCCUUCCUUCCCCUCUGCCACUUCUACGCCUACUGUUUUUGUUUUUUAAACAUGAUAGGCAAGUGGGAAGAAGCGCUUCUGUCCGCGCACACUGCAAUCAGUUGACCCUCUUACAGAGUUCCACGUGCACUAGCUAGGUUAGGUUGGGUGUUUAGCGUUGAAACCUUCAAGGGUUUUACGCAGCAGAUAUUCUCAGACAUGCCGUCAAGUGCUCGCGACAGCUCCUUUUUUGAGAAAUGCAGAAUGUAGAGAGUAAGCAACGUGGAUUUAGGCAUUCUCCACUUAAUGCGGAAAUAACACGAGUCUUCCUCGUUAGGAGGCAAGGUGAACCUCAGAAACUGGCAUGGAGGAAUAUCGUUCCUCUUCCAUCCUUCUUGAGGGGAUCUAACAGUGGGUGACUGGCUCCAGGGUCCCACCCCCGCAGCAAAAGGAGGACAGGUUUCCCAGCUGCUCAGGCAUCAUGGUUUGGAGAGGCAAAACCAGACCGGCUGUACGAGAGAGGUGAAUUUCAUCAAGAAACAGUUUAAGUGGGUAAGUGUUGAACUGGGGGGAGAACUCCCAGCUCACUCUAGGUAACAAAUUUGCUGCCAGCGUUAUUCUUGAAAUGAGCUUUCUGUAUGAGCUCCAGAGAGCAGGCUGCUUAAUUAAAACACUGUAUGGAGUCAAGUCUGAAGCACGUAAACCUGAAUCAGCCAUUUGUUAGGCCGUGUGCACUCAGUUGUGCUGGUCAAGGAUUAUUAGGAAGCGUAGCAGUACUUUAAAAUGCUGAGUCCUUGCUUUCUGGACAGCAAACUCGUAGCAGAAGCAUUGAGACACACACGUGCUUUUUUCUUUUAAACUCAAGGCAAUCUCUCCCAGAGUUACAGAAGUUGGAUUGAUUAACGUGGUGCCUAAAUGGAAAUGUUGUGCUACCAACAACCAACAUUUAGAGGAUUUAUAGUGGAGAAAACAGUGUGCUUAUCAGACUGUCUUAGUGUAAGAGCUUGAUUUCCACCUGAAGCUCUACUGAGACCCUUUAUGCCCACUUCUGAUAAAUCUGAAAAUCACGUUAGUGUGUUACAUGGGAGUGCAGACCAUGCAGAGGAUGCUGAAUGCUGGUAACGCAGGAAGCGUGGCGCUCCUCCGGUCUGUCCCGGGGAAUCUCAUUCUUGGUAUACCGCAAGCAGUGGCUUGGAAAUGCUUCAAUAGCCUUCUGAGAGCAGGGAGAAAGGGCCAGCAGAGAUUUCGGGCAGGAAGCCAGUUCACAGCUGUGCGUCCCGAGUCCUCUCACCAGGUGGGGUCACUGAGAGGCUGUAGCAGAUGAUGGACCUGACACCACGGGCUCGUCACUUAUCUGUAAAAUGGCGAUUGAUAUUAUUUCAUUUGCUCAUUAGCUUGGUCCUGCCGCAUCUGUGACCUCUGGAUCUUUUAAGCGUAUACACUGGGCCUGGCACAGUCUUGUUUCACUGGAAACUUCCUAGUCCUCCUUUACCGUGAUUAAAAAAAAAAAGUCUUGCAAACCAAAAACCCUAACCAUGACUCAGCCUGACAUGAAAACAAUUCAUUAAAUCGGUAUUAAAAUUUCUAUUAUCCACCAUGCA